CCAACUUUGGUCUCUCGCUCGCCCGAAAGCGUGCAAUGGCCCUCGGUGCCCAGACAUGAACCAAUACCGCAAGCGAACGAUAUCACACUGCCCGAUUUGAAGACUGUCUUGAGUCCAGAGUUCGAGCGCAUGUCUUCGCCGCAAAUCAGUAACCAUCCUGCAUCACCGACCUCUGUCAGGAGUCUACCGCGAAUCGAUCCGGGACACGCAUUGACAAAUGGAGUGCAUAGAGGAACAACAGACGUAUCUAUGGCGAGUCCGGCAGAGAGUGGAAGCGCAAUGAGCACGGAAGACAGCACGGCGCGGUCUACAAGUGUGUCAAUGGAAGAUCCAGAUGUACGCCUUGCUGCAGAGGCCUUAUCUGGACUGGGAAAUCCAAGCUUGAUGCACGGCGGCAGAGGGCAGGGCAGGCACAUGGCAAAUGGAAUGCGACUUUCGGACGAGCCUGAACCUUUGCUUGAGCUCAUCGCCCAGGCGCAUCCUUGGGUCGGCGGAACAAUCAAGACGUCUCUGGCAGCUUAUUCUACUACAAAAUACUACUCUCCGCGGUUCGUGCGUAAUAGUGCGGGCUUCGUGGAGCGCAACGUGGGAAUGCCGCUUGUGAAUACUGUGAACGCGGUGGGGGAGAAGACAGGUCUCGAUAGUCAAGUUCGACGAUACCUGGACGCUCGCCGGCCUGGCGACAUGGAGCAAGGUCGCGAUGCUAAAGCAGAUGCCGCAUCAGAUAAUGGCGAGCUAGCCGGAGCGCGCCAAGAAGAACAACUGCCACCCUAUGGAUCUAGCAGGCCACCAUCAUAUCGCGAAGAGGCUAGUCCUGUUGGGCAAGGACGAUAUUCUCAUGAGGUGAAAAUGCAGGUGCGACCUGCCAAUGGCCGUAGCUGGUCCUCGCAGCUGUUUGUCACAACAUCUGGACUCUCGGUGGCUCUCAGCACUGCUUCACGAAAUAGCUUGAAAUUAUGUCUCAGGCUCUUGCAGGACUCGGCCAUGCAUGUGCAAAACCUGACGGAAGCAUUGUCUUCGAUCCUGCGAGACUACGAGACAGCUCGGGAACAGCAAUAUCGAAGCGACAAUGCGUCUUUGGAGAAGGGACAGCGACCUGGCACACCUGAACGGUCUGAGGAUGCGAGACGACUUGCGGAGCACAUCAAGAGGACAUGCGAUGAUAUCUGGCAAAGGUUGCGUCAGGUUUCAGAGGCCGUGUCCACGUAUGCCGGCGGUGCACUGCCCGAAAAUGCUCGCGAAUUCGUACGGAGUCAACUCAUGUCGCUUCCUCAGCGCUGGCGCGUCGUAUCGGACCAACAGUACGCCGAGUCGGAAACCAGUCGAAAUGCUCGGCGCAUGAUUCACUUCGCGGCCGAAGGCUUGGACAUGAUGAGCCAAGUUUCGGGGGUGCUCCAAGCAACGCUCAACUCCGCUGAGCAGUGGCUGGCGCGCGUCGGAAGG
Molecule: messenger RNA, 1443 nt
Organism: Pseudocercospora fijiensis CIRAD86
Lineage: Eukaryota; Fungi; Ascomycota; Dothideomycetes; Mycosphaerellales; Mycosphaerellaceae
Exons: 2
Biological process (GO): phospholipid biosynthetic process; endoplasmic reticulum unfolded protein response; regulation of transcription by RNA polymerase II
Cellular component (GO): nucleus; endoplasmic reticulum
Molecular function (GO): transcription corepressor activity
Source: RefSeq, a predicted model, not a curated record